This is a messenger RNA of Moneuplotes crassus, 900 nucleotides long. The record is from the annotation of a GenBank genome assembly. Lineage: Eukaryota; Ciliophora; Spirotrichea; Euplotida; Euplotidae.
UAUUAGCACGCUAUGGAGAUUAAAAGCACCAGUUCCCAAUUCUUACCCUCUCUGGACCAUCUAGAGGGAAAGUGAUAUAUCUGAUUUCAAAGAGAAGGAGAUAGCUCUUUCUAUCAAUGAAAAGUGUGACAAGUCUCUAUACAUAAGAAAUGAUAUGGAGACUGAGUUCAUUAUAAAGCAAAGAAAUACUGGAAGUGCCAGAAAUGCAAAGAAGGAAAGGCAGACCAAACUUGUACUAUAUGUGACCUUAGUACUCAGCUUCCUAUUAAAAAGCUCAAGGGAUCUACCUGGGUCCAUAAUACUUGCUUAAACUUCACCCCAGAGAUAACUUACACUGAUGAGAAAGAAGAUAGAGUAGAUUUACUUGGGUUGCUUCCAUGGAGAACGAAACUCAAAUGUACGAUUUGAGAUCACUCAAAAGGAGCAGUCAUUGUGUGAAACUACAAAUCUUGUCUUGAAGCUUUUCACGUCUCUUGAGCAAUCCAAUCUAAACUUAUUGUUGAGUAUGAUAAAAUGCCGAGAUUUAAGGAUAAAGAUAUUGAUGAUGUUGCAAUAUUUUGACAAAAACAUCUCAUAGAAUCACGUGCAAAUAGCUAUUAUCAGACCUUUAUCUCCCCUGAGAAUGUAUGUGACCAUUUAGAUGCAGUUACCCAACAAAAAAUGCGUAAAAUCUUAUCAUCUAAGCUCUCUUCCUUACUUUCCUCCCCUCCCCCUCAAAUCCCAUUAAAACCCCUAAGACCUCGCCAGAGUCCAUCAGAAUCAGCCUCAGAUUCUGAAGAAGCCCAAAAGAAACUUGAACAAAAAUUAUUAAAGCUUAAAUCCAAGCGAAUUAGAAAGGGUAACUUGCCCAAAGGCAUCCGAAUCGCUAAAGUCAGGAAGCGAAAUGAGUAUUUCGUCUAA